Messenger RNA from Ichthyophthirius multifiliis, 378 nucleotides. RefSeq lists its product as hypothetical. NCBI's taxonomy places the organism in Eukaryota, Ciliophora, Oligohymenophorea, Hymenostomatida. The transcript has 5 exons. The record is from RefSeq and is a predicted model, not a curated record.
AUGUCCUUAUUUUUUAUGGCUAAUACAGCCGUUUCAGUACCUCCAGUUUUAGAUACAACACCAUGCAUGAAACAAAUGUUAUAAUAUGAAGAUUGUGUUUUUGAUGCUAAUGUAGCUUAAUAAGAAUGCUUUCAUCCUUAAUGGCCUACAAUUUGGCCUCGUCUUCUUACUGAUGGUAAAUUAUUAGAAUUCGAUAAAGUUCCUUUCUAACCUGAAACUCAAAGACCAUUAACCAAAAAAAACAAAUAAUAUUUAUAUGAAUGCGAAGAAGAAAGAUUUGUCUAUAAAAGCUGUUUGAGAUAAACUCUUGCUUUACAAAGAACAAGCAAACAUACUUCUUGGGAUACUGCAGAAGUAGCAAACUUAUAGUUAGCAUGA